Alternaria burnsii is the source of this 693-nucleotide messenger RNA. Its product is annotated as nadh-quinone oxidoreductase. The record is from RefSeq and is a predicted model, not a curated record. Gene Ontology annotation, biological process: mitochondrial respiratory chain complex I assembly; mitochondrial electron transport, NADH to ubiquinone. Bases 1 to 693 code for a protein of 230 amino acids. The transcript has 3 exons. Gene Ontology annotation, cellular component: membrane. Gene Ontology annotation, molecular function: NADH dehydrogenase activity; 4 iron, 4 sulfur cluster binding. NCBI's taxonomy places the organism in Eukaryota, Fungi, Ascomycota, Dothideomycetes, Pleosporales, Pleosporaceae.
AUGGCCAGCGCAAAGCCAUUGACAAUGUUGGCGCGCAGCCGCCCGGCAGCCACGCUGCUCCGGUCACUGCAGUUCGCGUCUGGACGCCUCCCCUCGCCCGCCACCGUCGCCUUCUUCUCUACCACUCUAUCCCGAGCCGCCACUCCAGCAGGACCCCCGCCGCCAGGCUUCCGGUUACCAAAGCCGAAGCGAUGGGAUGAAGGAGAAGGUGCAUUGGACCGCGCCGGCAAGUACUUCUUGCUUAUGGAGAUGUUCCGUGGCAUGUACGUGUCGUUGGAGCAGUUUUUCCGACCACCAUACACCAUCUUCUACCCAUUCGAAAAGGGCCCCAUCUCACCCCGCUUCCGAGGCGAGCACGCUUUGCGACGGUACCCUACAGGUGAGGAGCGUUGCAUUGCUUGCAAGCUGUGCGAAGCCAUCUGCCCUGCGCAGGCCAUCACAAUCGAGGCUGAGGAGCGUAUGGACGGUAGCAGGAGGACCACACGCUAUGACAUUGACAUGACCAAGUGCAUCUACUGCGGUCUCUGCCAGGAGAGCUGCCCAGUCGACGCCAUUGUUGAGGGACCCAAUGCUGAGUAUGCCACCGAGACACGAGAGGAGCUGCUUUACAACAAGGAGAAGCUGCUAGCAAACGGAGACAAGUGGGAGCCUGAGAUCGCCGCUGCUGCCCGUGCGGAUGCGCCUUACAGAUAA